AUGCUGAAUCGACUGUCACCGACGUCGUCGCGGACAAUUGCUGAAGUGUGCGGCCUCAAGCCCCCGAACAUGAACUUCGACUACUGUGUGAAGGCUCUCGGGUCAGACCCAAGGAGCCAAACGGCCGACGUUCGAGGCUUGGGCCUCAUCGCGUUUAACCUGCUAGAAAGCAGCGUCACGAGCACGGGCUCGUACGUUCAGCAGCUGCUGAAGCAGAAGUGGGAGCCGUACGUGCAGAAGUGCCUGUCUGAUUGCUCGGACCUGUACUCGGACUCGGUCGAGUCCACGAAAGGGGCGGUUGGGGCGUACCAGGCACUGCUAUAUCCCGGCGUUCAGUUCUCGGCGACCACGGUGUCUACGGAUGCGGACAAGUGUGAGGGUCAGUUCAAGGAGAAGCAGGGCGCGACCUUGCCGUUGACGAAACGGAACGGAGACGUGACGCAGCAGUUUUACAUAGAACUCGCCAUUCUUGCGAUUGUUAGGGGGUCGUGA
Messenger RNA from Rhodamnia argentea, 492 nucleotides. RefSeq names its product putative invertase inhibitor. Gene Ontology annotation, molecular function: enzyme inhibitor activity. The transcript has a single exon. The coding region runs from base 1 to 492 and encodes 163 amino acids. The record is from RefSeq and is a predicted model, not a curated record. NCBI's taxonomy places the organism in Eukaryota, Viridiplantae, Streptophyta, Magnoliopsida, Myrtales, Myrtaceae.